Messenger RNA from Phoenix dactylifera (date palm), 4084 nucleotides. Its product is annotated as Pentatricopeptide repeat (PPR) superfamily protein. The record is from RefSeq and is a predicted model, not a curated record. NCBI's taxonomy places the organism in Eukaryota, Viridiplantae, Streptophyta, Magnoliopsida, Arecales, Arecaceae. Gene Ontology annotation, biological process: RNA processing; mitochondrion organization. Gene Ontology annotation, cellular component: mitochondrion. Gene Ontology annotation, molecular function: mRNA binding; protein binding.
GGCUCAUAACAAAUAUGAGAUUCUCGGAGGUGGUUAAUAUACACAAGCGGCAGCUGCUGCUGCUCUUCUCUCGCUCAUUCAGUCCUCCGUGCCCAAACUUGUUUCAUAUGUCCAAACUCUUUCUUCUCCCUCCCAUCAAAAAGCCCCGCCAAAACCCCUUCAAAUUUUUCCUCAGCUCCCGCCUCCGCCGCGUCGCCGACUCGAUCGCCCAAAUCCUUCGCACCCGCGAGACCAAUCCCCACUGGGAGCGAGCCCUCGACGAUGCCUUCUCCCUCGAGGAAGAAGAAGAGGAAGCGAUUGCUCCCGUCCUCGCGCGCCUCCCCGACCCCGACUCCGCCCUCGCCUUCUUCGACUGGGCCCGCCGACGCCGCCCGCCGUGGGCCGACCCGCCGGACUCCCUAUCCUAUUCGACGCUCCUCCGGAUCCUGGCCAAAGCCCGCCGGUUUCCGGAGAUUGAGCUCGUGCUUCAGACCAUGAGGAGCGAGGAACGAACCCCGACUCGGGAGGCCUUGGGCGCUCUCGUCGCCGCAUAUUCUGAUUCUGGACUUGAAGAGGAGGCUUUGGAUGUCUACAGAACUAUGAGAGAUCAGCUUGGUUCUUUUCCUGAUGUGUCUGACUGCAAUUGUUUGCUCAAGUUGCUUGUAGAGCGGCGCCAUUGUGAUCUGGCCCGUCAGGUGUAUGAUGAAAUGCUUAAGCGAGAUGGUGGGGCGGAUAACUACAGCACGGGUAUAAUGGUCAGGGGUUUGUGUAUUGAAGGGAGGAUGGACGAGGCCAAGAACUUGAUUGAACAUAGAUGGGGAGCCGGGUGUACCCCGAAUGUCGUCUUCUAUAACACUCUUCUUGAUGGGUAUUGCAGGAAUGGUGACAUGAAGAGGGGCUUAGAGCUUUUUAGGGAGAUGAAAUUGAAGGGAUUCCUGCCGACAUUGGUAUCUUAUGGUAUUGUUAUUAAUGGGUUCUGCAAGAAGGGGAACUUUGUCGAGAUAAAUAAAUUUUUUUCGGAGAUGAAAGCACGGGGAUUGUGGCCGAAUGUGCAAAUUUACAAUAAUGUGAUUGAUGCUUGGUGUAAGCAUGGCUCAGUUGUUAAGGCAAAAGCAGUUCUGAGGCAGAUGAUUGGAAGUGGGUGUGAACCGGAUAUUGUAACAUAUAAUAUUUUAAUUUCUGGGCUUUGUCAGGGUGGAAAUGUUGGAGAGGCUGAGCUUCUUCUGAGGGAGGCCAUUAAGAGGAGGUUGGAUCUGAAUAAAUUUAGUUAUACUCCUAUCAUUCAUGGGUAUUGCCAAAAUGGGGAGGUUGCUAUGGCAUCGAAUUUGUUCAUUGAGAUGAUGGAGAAAGGACAUAAGCCUGACCUGGUAAUUUAUGCAGCUCUAAUUCAUGGACUUGUUCUCAUGCAGGAGAUAAAUGAUGCAUUGGCAAUUCGAGAGAAGAUGAUAGAGAAGGGAGUAACUCUAGAUGCUGGAAUUCACAAUAUUCUAAUAAGUGGACUUUGCAAGAAAGGGAUGCUUGCCUCUGCCAAAAAGCUGCUUGCUGAGAUGCUCGAUCAAAAUAUCCUCCCAGAUGAGUUUGUUUAUGCUACAUUGAUUGAUGGGUUCAUCAGAAAUGAGGAUUUGAGCGAGGCAAAGAAGGUGUUUGAGUUCAUGGGACAGAAGGGCAUUAGACAUGGGGUUGUUGGCUACAAUGCUAUGAUCAAAGGGUAUUGUAAAUUUGGAAUGAUGAAUGAUGCAAUUUUAUGCAUCAAUAGCAUGAGGAGGGAUGGAUAUUGCCCAGAUGAAUUCACAUAUACCACAGUUAUAGAUGGCUAUGCGAAACAAAGUGAUUUGGAUGGGGCUUUAAGUGUAUUUGGUGACAUGAUGAAGCGGAGAUGCAAACCAAAUGUAGUCACAUAUUCUGCUUUAAUCAAUGGGUAUUGUCGAAAAGGGGAUAUUGAUACUGCAGAAAUUCUCUUUAAUAAUAUGCAGUCUCAUGGUCUUAUUCCUAAUGUUGUCACGUAUAGUAUUCUGAUUGGCAGCUUUUGUAAAAAUAAACAAAUCACCAGAGCUGUUGCAUUCUUUGAAGAAAUGUUAUCUAAUAAAUGCCCUCCUAAUGAUGUUACAUUCCAUUAUUUAAUUAAUGGUCUUAUUAAUAGUACUCCAUAUCUUGAUUCCACUUGUGCUACUGAUCUUCAAGGCAACAGCAAGAUUGCAUUCUUAGACAUCUUUGUGAAUAUGAUAUCUGAUGGAUGGGAUCGCAGGAGUGCAGCAUAUAAUGCUAUAAUUUUCUGUCUUUGCAAACAUCAAAUGGUCACAAAGGCAUUGGAGUUGAGAGGCAAGAUGGUUGCCAAAGGCUGUUUGCCCAAUUCCAUCACAUUUCUUUUCCUUCUCCAUGGAAUUUGUGCAGAAGGAAAGUCAGCAGAGUGGAAGAGCAUUCUUUCUUGCCAUUUUCAGCAGAAUGAACUUGAGAUAGCUUUUAAAUACACAAGAUUGUUAGAUCAACACUUACAUAAUGGAACAACUUCUAAGGCCUCUUGGAUUUUGCAAUCAUUGCUUGAAGAGAGCAUACAUUUACUGGGAAUGGAACACGGAGCUGCUAGUCGUUGACACCAAGCUAUCAACACUUCUAUUGAGAUAACAAGUGUCAUUGUUCUGAUGCAGAGUAAAGAACACUGCUAUGAAAAAAGUUGCUUUUGCAGUAUAAAAUCUUUUGGAAAAAAAAACCGAAAUAAGAGGGGCGGCAAGGAUUAGUUCAUUUUUUGUUGCUUCUAAGCCUAAAAAUAGAGCUAUGGUGGUAUGGCAUGUUACCAGGAUUGUACCUCCUUGCCUUAUUUCUCAUCAUCAUGGAAAAUAUGAAGGCAAUAUGAAGCAAUACAUCAUGGACUAUGUAGUUUGUGGCAAUUCUACAAUAUGAGGUGAACAUAGUUAGCGAGCAAAUUGAGAAGUCAAUAUCUGCAAAUCCUAUUAAAUGAAGCUGGUUUGAACAGCAUUAUUAUGUGGACUAUGGAAAAAGGACAGAAUAGUUCCAAACUAUGUGAUGGGAGUGGGCACCAUGAAUUGUGGUGGAAGGAUUUUGAGAAGAAGGGUAACCUUUUACACAGGUUUUUCUGUUUUUGUUUAAGAAUCAACUUUAUUAAAUGUUCCACCACAAUAUAAUCAUUGUGCUUCAAUGGACAUUUUACAGCCCAAUAUUUUGAGCCCCAAGAUGCUACUGAAUAUGUGAAACAUUGGUAACACAAGCAAAUAUAUAUGUUGGUUGAUAUGGCAUUGUAUAAAUGAUAUGUCAAGCCCUUGGCAAUUGGCAAGUCGAUAUUAGGAAGGGGGAGUUCUUUGUGAUGAUUCCUCUCUUUUACUAAUAUGGAAAUUUUCAGGCAUUGAACCAAUGUAUUUCAAAUCUGCAGGACCGAAAUAUUCUUUUUUUUGGUUUAAUUACUAUAGCUUGGGACUUCAGUAGAUGCUUGAGAAAUGUUAAUCUUUCUUAGAGCUGAUUAUUUUCCUCGUUGUUUCCUGUGGAAUCAAAUAAAGGCUGACAAGGAAUCAGGCAAUAAGGAAUUGGAUUUGCAGCUUACUGAUGCUUAUUUUCUGAUGAUUAUGUGGAGGAUGAAGUUGAAGAAGCUGAUCUUGAAACAUAUGGCAGUGGUGAUGAGGAUGAUGGUGAUGCUUCUGCAGAAGGGUUCUGAGUUCCGAAAGGAAUGUUUGUAGGGUACACCCGAGUUGGUGCUGCCUCAUAACUUGUUAGCAAACUAGCACAUGAUGCAUAUUGCUUGCUCAUGUGAGCAACUGAGUGAAUAAAAUAAAAUCCCAACUGUUAAAUAGCUCGUCUUGCUAACUCAUGGGGCAAACCAUAAGCAUGGUACUUGGAUCCACAAUGUUGAAGAUGCCAAACUAGAGAAGAGGGACGUCUCUCUAGUAGAAUUUUCAAUAUCCAAUCUUUAGCUUUGUUGAUUCUGUUGCAAAGCAUGCCGUAUUUGUGGCUUCUAGCGAUUGUUGUCUACUUUUAUCUUAUUUUCCUAUAGCAAAUGUCUGUAAUGUCACCUACAGAAUCGUUGUCUCCUGUCUAGCUUCCGGAUUGAUAUUUUUAUUUAUUUUUGGAUAUGAUAAAUUCAAGAUCAUUUUAAUUC